Molecule: messenger RNA, 3871 nt
Organism: Triplophysa dalaica
Lineage: Eukaryota; Metazoa; Chordata; Actinopteri; Cypriniformes; Nemacheilidae
Gene: cass4
Product: Cas scaffold protein family member 4
Exons: 7
Coding region: 177-2531 (784 amino acids)
Biological process (GO): cell migration; cell surface receptor protein tyrosine kinase signaling pathway
Cellular component (GO): cytoplasm; plasma membrane
Molecular function (GO): protein binding
Source: RefSeq, a predicted model, not a curated record
GUUUAUUCAGGCAAUGUAUAUGUGUGAGAGCUAGUGCUGGAGAGAGCAACAAUCUCAGAUCUUAAGGCUGCAUUUACAGAUGCUGUCAGACAAGCGCUGCUGUGUCUGUCAACUCUACAUUAACUUUUGAAUGGGAUUUAUCACCAGCUUGGCCAUCAGACUCGUAUCUUAAAAAGAUGGAGACUCUGUUUGCCAGAGCGCUCUUUGACAACACGGCUGAAAGCGAAGAUGAACUAGCUUUUUGCAAAGGUGACAUCAUCAUGGUCCUUGAAAGAAACGUGGUGGGAAGCACUGGAUGGUGGAAAUGUUCUGUUCAUGGACGUAAGGGUCUGGCACCGGCGAACCGCCUGGGUCUCCUUUCUCUAGCACAGGGUGAAAAACUUUGUCCCCAUUUCAGUACUGACUGGGAUCCCUUGAGUAAACAACGCAACAAGAAUAUCUAUCAAACCCCCAAACCUGCCAGUCUAUCACCAGUGGAUCCCAUUUAUGAAGAUAUGAAUAUGAUAUAUAAGCUGUCCUCCCCACACAUCCCUUCAGCAGAUAAGCACAUGCCACAAGAGGACCAGGAAGGAACCGGCUCUCCAUGUGACGCCUCAACGACUAACUUCAGAACUGGUGCAGAUAUAUAUGAUGUUCCAAGCCUGGUUAGAAGAAAAACCAUGUUUACACCAUCAACAUUGCAACAAUCUUUGCAAAGGAAGUCCUCUUUGAUAUCUACCACAGAAAUUCCUACGAGAUAUAACACGCUACAGAGCAAGAGAUGCACCUAUGCAACCAACCAGAAUGCCUGCAAAGCAGCAUCACUGGCUUCCGAAGACCCCAAUUAUGACAUACUAUUGCCUUCCAUCAGUGAGGACAGUCAAAAACAUCAAAUUGGUUAUAGUACCAUGCCAAAACCUCCAAAGUCAGAGUGGAUUUAUGACGUGCCAGUCUUCAUGCAAAAUCAAGGUGCUGAACCAGGUCAUUACGAAACAAUGCCACCCAAAACUUUGAACUCGAACAAGCCACUUUACGAUGUUUUGCCAACUCGUGUUUGGCCUAAAAGUAAAGACACUCUUACCCAGCCCCUCUAUGAUAUUCCCAGACCAAGCAGUGCUGUGCAGACUAUUGUAGAGACUAAUUCAAGCAUCUACGAUGUCCCACCUUGCAUCAAACGAACAGAGACCCCUGUAUUACCAAAACAGCACAGCGUUCCUGAAAAAGACUCUAACAGCAGCUAUGAAACCCUAGAAGGAUUCAGGAGUAGAACCAAACCCACAUGUCAAAAGGUUCAAUCUUGGCGCUCAAGGAAUCAGACUUUGCCUAGGCUGCCUGUGAGAAGAGAUGAUGAUGAUAGCAAAGACAACCAGAGAAGCUCAACAGUAUCCACCUCCUCCACGGCAUCCAGCUCCUCAAGAAGCUCCUGUGACUCCUUCCUUCUCAGUUCCCCCGAGCCCGAGCCCAUCCGUGAGGUUACGCUUUCCCAAGAGGAAGUUGGCCAACGGCUGCUCGAGUUACAGGACGCCGUGUGUCGGUCUGUACCCAAGCUGAUGUUGUUCGUCAGCAGCCAAUGGAGAAUCAAGGAGCACCUCGGUCAGCACCUUCAACAGAUCCGCCUGGCUACCGAAGAAGUGACGGACUCCAUCACCUGCUUCAUAAACUUCGCCUUGGACGUCAGAGGCAACGCACAAAGAUUAACGGAUUACAACCUGCAGACGAGGCUUCUGAAGCAGCUGUCCAUCGUUGAAGACUCGGGUUUGAUCCUGCAGCAGGCUGCAGAUGCGCUGCGAGAUACGGACUGGCUCCUGGAGGCGCUGACUCAGGAUGGUGGGCAUUCACAGACACCUGAUCACUUGGAGCGGUUUGUUAUGGUGACUCGCACUGUACCCGAGGACGUGAAGAGGCUGGUGUCCAUCCUGAACGCGAACGGGAAGCUUCUUUUCAGAACUCCUGUGAAGGAGCUGGAUAUGAUGGAACAGACUGGCUUUCCUCAAAAGAAAAUUUCAAGCAAAUGUGAAACAACAGUAGACUCAGGAAUAGAUGAUAGUGACUACGUACAACUUCAGACGAAGACGGAAAAUUUUGACCAACUACCAAAAAUGUCAAAAGGCAGCUUUAAACAAAAGAAAAAUGUUGAUACCUCGAAAAAACAGUCCCCAAGCCCCUGCAGUCCACCCCAAACAUCAAAGAAGCCUUCAAUCUCUGACCACUGCAGACUGUAUUUCGGAGCCAUUCAGAAGGCGAUCAAUGUAUUUUUAAGUAGUCUAAAUGAUGGCGAGCCCCCUGAAAAGUUUAUAUCCCACAGCAAGCUGGUUAUCAUGGUGGGCCAAAGACUUGUGAACUCACUAUGUAGUGAUGCUAAAGGCAGAGAGGCCAGCCGGGAAAUGUUGUCUAUGAGCAAUCAGCUAUGUGCCCAUCUCAAGCAACUAGCCAUGGUCACCAAGAAAGCAGCUUUGGAGUUCCCAGACAGGACUGCUCUCCAGGAGGCCCAGGACACGGCCAAGGAGCUGGCACAAAGGGCACAGCACUUCAGAAUGUCAAUGGAUGUCUAAGCAGUCGUACUGUAUUGUUUUUAUCUUAGGGAGGUGGGAUGUAUAUAUGCGAAAUAUCAGAAUCUUUUAGGUUUGUAUGCAAAUCUAUACCAGCCAUCCUUACACCCCACAAAAUGUAUUAGUUUUCAUUUUAUAGUAUUAGUCUGCAAGAUGAGGCCAUUUUAAAAGUAAUAAAAGGACCACUUAUAAUUAUAAUUUAUUAUGACGGAUGAUGACAUAACAGUUAGUGAUACCUAGUCAUUGAUGUGUAGACGUUAAAUAUAUAGUUAAACACUUGCAUCUAUUUGUCUUAUAAGUGUACAAUGUACUUGCCCAGCCAAACCUCAGACUUUAAACGAUUUAAGCAGAAAUUGCACUUUUAUGAUGCCCAACACUGUAAAAACUUCUUGGUAAUAAUUUUUAGUAGGCUAAAAGAGUUAGGAAAAAUGUUUGUUGAUUACUCUGUGUUACAUUUUUGUACAAUAAUUUAAGAAUCAGUGUUUUGAACAAACUGUAAAUAUUUUCUCUGCAUACAACUUUGAAUACAACUUUUUGAAUAUGCUUUCCAACCUUGUUUCUUUGUUUUUCAAUAUUGUCUCUCACAUACUGUGAGAAUGCAAUAUCUUGGGGGGUUUUAACAGGGAAAUUUAUCUUGUCGACACAAAUAAAGUGUUACCUACAUGCAAUUUCGUUUGUAUGAUAUAUAAUUCCGAGUUUAAAUUUAGCUAAAUUGUUGAGGCCUAGUGUUCUACAUCGACUAUUGUAAAUUAUUUUACAAAUGUGUCCUUAACAAAUAAUCAGGUUAGUUAUGUUUGGACUCGAAAACGUUAUUGUUACAUCUUUGGGUUUCUACCUGUAGCUCAAUACAGCAUUACGUCUGCAACACAAAGGUCUUGCAUCCGUUAGGGAAAACAAAUUCUGAUAAAAUAUAUAGGCCAACCUUAAAUCCAAUGUCUAUUUUCACAUAAAAAUGUGUAAGUUAAUGAUGGUCUGCUUUAUUUCACAAAUAUAAAUAGGGCAUUGGCGCCCUCUAUCUAUUAAACCAUGGAAAAACAUCUAGUUUUGCAACUUCGAUCAGCACUACUUAUUUGCUGAGACAGAUUCGAUAUUUAUUAAAUAAAUUAAAUAUUUUUUUUAAAUUUAAUUUUUCUAAACCAUGCAUUAUUAUGGACAUAAAACGUCGUGAAAUUUAAAGUAUUAAAAAAGAUAAUAAAUCGCCUACUAUAGCUAAUGAAUAGCAGCAUAACUAGAAUAUUUAUACAAUCGAAAGUAUCACAGUUAUCGCAACUCAUGUACUGCUUGGACCACAGAGCCUAACAAAAAACGUAAGCAUUAGUUAAACAAUAGCCUAAUACUUUACG